UUGUGCCAUAAACGCAACAUUGCUUUCGCCAACCGUUGCAGGUGUGAAAGUCUGCCGGCUUGUAUUAUUUUUUCGAGAACCUAAAAAUGGUGAUUUCGUCGAUAUCUCUGCUGUUAGUUGUGCUUUCGAUCGUACAGUCUUGUCUAGGGGGUUGUAUAACUACACCAUUACAGCAUGACGUAUCAGAGUUCAAAACAAUACGAUAUUUUUGUGAAUAUGAACACUACGAUAAGAUGCAAGGAGUUACGAAGGUCCGCAUCGGACAGGGUUCUGUCUUUGAGCUCAUCGAUGCCUGUCAAAGAUGCCGCUGUACCAGUCGGGGAUUGGACUGCUGCGACAUUGGACUGCGGGUAGACAUACCAUCCGAAACUAUCCCAAUCGAAUGCCACAUCCGUCAAAAUGGGUGCGAUCAAUAUCUGGUUCUCAAAUCCGACAAUACAACCGAUUGUGCCACCGGUAGGCCCGCCUUGCAAGUUCAACAAGAGCAACAAGAAAGAUAUAGAAAGCGUCAAUAUGUAGAGGAAUUGAUUUACAAUCAUGCAUUGGAUGCAGCCGAGUUGAACUCUGGUGCUAAUGCUGAACAGGAAGAAAAACCAUUACAGCCAUGGGUGCUGAUGGAUUAUUUCCUAAAUGAUGCAUAUGUAGGGCGUAUUCCAUCUCAAGUCAUCGAAAAUCAAACUCCUCCACAGGUAACCGAUGUUCCUCCACGCAAAACAAACAUGGCUGACGCAAAUAUAGACGCUGCUGGGAAAGACCUUGUAAACAAUCUUAGUGGACCGGACGUUGCGCGCUCGGAAUUAAUGGAGAGAAUUAAGAUGGCUAAUAUUGACAACAUUCAAAGACAAAGAUCUCCAACUGGGAACUUGGGCCUCCUCUAUCUAUUGUCAAAGAUUUUAAGUUGAGUUUAAAACUCUAGGAAUCUCAUAUCACAAUAUUCAAUAUUUUGGAAUCCAAACUAUGCGGAGAAAUAUAUAAUUUUUGCUUCUUGAAAGUGACAUUAUUGUAUUUUUACAAAUAGUGCUACGAUUAUACAGUAUAACUUUCAUAGUAGAUAAAUAUUCAAAAUAAACCACGAUUGUGUUUCUAUA
Magallana angulata is the source of this 1088-nucleotide messenger RNA. RefSeq lists its product as uncharacterized. The coding region runs from base 87 to 902 and encodes 271 amino acids. The transcript has 3 exons. NCBI's taxonomy places the organism in Eukaryota, Metazoa, Mollusca, Bivalvia, Ostreida, Ostreidae. The record is from RefSeq and is a predicted model, not a curated record.